Messenger RNA from Cotesia congregata, 593 nucleotides. Lineage: Eukaryota; Metazoa; Arthropoda; Insecta; Hymenoptera; Braconidae. The record is from the annotation of a GenBank genome assembly.
AUUUUUAUUGAUGAAUAUUUUGAAAAUAGUUUACAGGACAGGUUGUAAAAGACCAGCCUCUAGAACUAUUUGGUAAAUGGCAAACAAAUCAAUACGAUCCUCCAGUGGCUAAAAAUGGAAUAAUACCACGUAAUGAAUACGGCAAUGUCGACUUGUUUAAACAAUGCAUGUUACCCAAGGGAACUGUCCAUAUUGAUCUUCCAGGAUUGGCCCGAAUUGCGAAAAAGUUAAAAAUCGACUGCGCGCAAGCAGUAGUCGGAUUUAAUUUUGGGUGUCGCGGUGCGAUGCCAAUGACCCAGGGUUAUAUCGUGUGCGAGGAACACGAAGAAACUAUAAGAGAUGCCUGGACCCAAGAGCAGGUGGAAGCUGAGAAGCGCGCAAAGGAGAAGCGGGAUAAAAGAAUCUGGGGCAAUUGGAAAAAGUUAAUCCGCGGGGUUUUGAUCAAAGAAAAAAUUGCUUACAAGUACAACAUGAAUGAUUCUCAAGAAGACAAAGAUGAUAGUCUUGAUGGUGAUUUUGAUGAUCAAGAUAAAAAAAAUAAAGUACCUGGAAAAAAAACUAAAAGCAAUAGUAUUAAAAAACGAAAAACUUGA